GCGGCGGAGGGUUUGGCAAGCAAGACUCCCUUGGCUGCUUUCUGCGUAAUCGAGUGGUACUAGUCCUCGCCAGCGGUGACUGCGCAGCCAUGCAGAAGCCCACGGCAUCCCCGCCGACGAUGCAGUACAUCGCGAAGAAGCGCAAGGAGUGCAAGGCCAAAGGGAUCGAGGCGGCCACGUCGCUGCUGCCGGGCGCACCGUCAGAAAGAGGCAACCCGCGCUUUGUCUUGUGGGACACGCCUGGUGCUAAGGUUGCCGCGCUCGGAGAGGUGUCUAUCGAUGACGGCGCGCCGCACGGCGCCGUCGCGCAAGCUUGGGUGCCGAGCAUCUGCCCUUGUGUCGACACAUCCGGGAAUGACGCCUACUCUGCCGUCGCCGAUAAGUAUCAACCCUCAGCUGGCGGCCCAGUCUUCUACGGCACCUCGUUCACCUGCUCGAAGCCCACGAUCGUGGACGUGCCGCUCAACUACAUCCAGGUCAUGAUGAACUCGCUCGUCCCGCAGCGCGGCCCCUCCUUUUGCUGCUGCAAGCCGACGAGUGCCUGCUGCGGCGGCGAGACGGACGACCACUCCUCCUGCGGCAAGUGCUGCACCGGCUGCCUGGUCAACAUCACCAAGUGUGCUCUCGCGACACAGUGCUACGAGCAGCACGACGUCGAGUUCUUCGAGACGCACGAGGAGGCGCUGGAGGCGCUGCUGGCGCUCCCGCACGACCCUGCCGUGCCAGAGGAGCUGACGGGCGUCUGGUCGUUUGAGGGCAACCCUUGGGGCGAGCAGCUGGUCUCGUUCGCCGUCUUCGACUUUGACAAGGAGAAGUACGAGCUGCGCGGAGACCACAUCUUCAUCCGCGAGGGGUGGAUCGAGCGCGGCGACGCGUGCGGCGCGCUGCAGCAGUGCCUGAUGGCGCUCGGCGCCGGGCCGGGCACGAACCUGUACUUCCCCAACGGGAAGGACGGCGACCUCGUCAAGGGCACGAUGAACCUGACCCUCGACUGCCGCUGCUGCCCCGGCGCCAUCUGCUGCUACCCGUGCACAAAGGUGCUCGGGCCGGAGACGUGCCCGAACGCGGCGCCCGGCUACCCGGGGUACUGCAUCCAAGUCUGCGACUGCAUCAACGCAAACUCCUUCACCUCGAUCGGCAAGGGCCCGGCGCCGGGCGGCAUGAACUGGCGCAACAGGCAGUCCGGCUUCUGCGGCCUGCCGAUGACCUGCUGCAACUUCUCGUACACCGCCCGCCGCGUCGCCACCAAGAACGGGCCCAUCGAGCCCGACUGGGAGCUCUACAAGACAUGGGUCGAGGCGCGCUCUGGCACGCAGCGCACGAUGCGGAUGAAGACCACCCCGUUCAAGGAAUACCCCAGCGGCGCGCCCGACUCGCUGUCGAUGGGCCGCUGAGUGCAGGGCUGCGAGGCUGCACGCCGGGUCGCUCGGCGGCCGCGCCAGCCAACGCCUCCGGGCAAGCGCCGCUGAUUAUGAUAUUAAUUGUUUACAUUGCUGAUGUGCUCAAACCCCAGGACCCCAUCGCAUUCGAGAUUCAUCUUUCAUUGAUCAAUUGUCAAACGCAUGUGUCCCCGCGCCAUCCCCCGUCUGAGGUCUGUGACUGUGUGUGCACAGCGCGUCUCGGCCGUCUCGCUCUGUCGUCUCGUGUGGACUGUGCCGCGGCCGUCGCGGUGUGUGGUGUGUCCUCGUACUUCAAUCAAAACCUCUCAUGCUCCACACAUAACAAGAC
Molecule: messenger RNA, 1728 nt
Organism: Emiliania huxleyi CCMP1516
Lineage: Eukaryota; Haptophyta; Isochrysidales; Noelaerhabdaceae
Exons: 5
Coding region: 90-1394 (434 amino acids)
Source: RefSeq, a predicted model, not a curated record